Molecule: messenger RNA, 3186 nt
Organism: Melanaphis sacchari
Lineage: Eukaryota; Metazoa; Arthropoda; Insecta; Hemiptera; Aphididae
Product: homeotic protein labial-like
Exons: 3
Coding region: 357-2228 (623 amino acids)
Biological process (GO): regulation of transcription by RNA polymerase II
Cellular component (GO): nucleus
Molecular function (GO): RNA polymerase II cis-regulatory region sequence-specific DNA binding; DNA-binding transcription factor activity, RNA polymerase II-specific
Source: RefSeq, a predicted model, not a curated record
CCGUCGAGCAGUCGAGUACCGCGGUAGUAUGCGAUAUACCAUGUCCACGUCCAGUUAGGUACGUACCGCCCGGCUGUUCGGUACGCCGCUAUAUCAUUAUCGUUGUCAUUUAUCGACCGACCGAUCGCGCACAGCAACAAUAUAAUUGCACGCCUAAAAUCGUCGUUACAGCGCCGACUUGACUACUGUUCAGCAGCACCGUAUUGCCGUCGUUGUGUUCGCGCGCUCGAUCCGUUCGCGUUGAUUUUUCGUGCCGCGAGUUAAAGAUUUAUUGUUUUUUUUUUUUUCUCUGAGUUUCGCGCGAGCGCCCGCUGCGGUGGUAUGCGCCGACCCUGUCGCCACUGCAGGACGAAGUGAUGUUAUCGAUGAACAGACCUAUCAUCUAUCAGACGACAAACAUGGGAAUGCACAACAACACGUGCGGCGGCGGUGCAGUCAACGGCGGCGUCGGCGUCGGCGGCAGUGGCGACAUGAUGUCGUACGCUACGCACACGCCGGCUGUGGCCGACGAUUAUUACAGCGGUGCCAGCGGACUGGUGGCCGACUACGACUUGCCGCAGUGUCUGGGCGGCCGGCCGCCACUGGAACCCGCGUACGCGGCCGAGUGCGGCGUUUACUACGAGAAGAACGCGUCGGCGGCCGAUUACCGAUCGUAUUACGGCGGCGGCGGCGACGGCGCUUACGAUCAGCUGGCGGCCGACGUCGGGGGUGGCAGUUACCAUGCCCAUCACCAACAUCACCACCAUCACCACCAGCACCAACACCAACACGGCCAUCACAACCACCAACACCCGUUGCAGUCGGCCGAAGCGGCCGUCAUCAUCACGUCGUCGGACGGUCUGAGCUACACAAACUUGGACUGUAACGGUAUCGCGGCCGCCGUACACGGACAAGAGUACGGAGCGUACUCGGACGACGGCGGCGGCGGCGGCGGCGGCGGUGGUGGUUACAACGGUUACGGCGGCCAUCACCAUCGGGACGACAACGCUGUCCGCAACGAGUCGUAUUGUGGCGGCGGCGGCGGUGCGUCCGUGGACAACGCGUUCUUCAACAUGCACCUGAACCACAACAACGAACACUCGGCCGUUGGACGACAAGCGGUGCAGCAGCCUCGGCCGCCGUCCGCGCAACCUCCGCAGCCACCGGUUCAGUCGUCCGCUCAGACCACGGCCACCGUGGCCGCGGUCCCGCUGCAACUACAGCCCGCGCCGGCGUCUGGCGACGACCGGUGUCCGCGCGUCAUCAAGCAGGAGGCGUCCUCCGGCGGCCAGUGUUACGGCGGCCGAGACGGUACGUCGCCGUACAGUGACGACGCGUCUGCGUACCGCGCCACGCUGAUCGCCGGCCAACCGCAGCAACACGUCCAACAGCAACAUCACCACCACAUUCAUCACCAGCAGCAACAGCAACAACAGCAGCAGCAGCAUCACCAGCACCAUCACCAUCACCAACCACAGCAGCAGCAGCAGCAGCAGCAACAACACUGUGGCCGGCAAAACAGUGGUGGCCAGCAGAAGCACGGAGCCGUCGCUGCCGCCGUCGCCACUUCGUCGGCUGUCCAAACGGCCGUGCCCACUUACAAGUGGAUGCAAGUCAAACGAAACGUUCCUAAACCAGCCGUGAUGAAAACCGAAUACCAUCACCAUCACCAUCAACACCAAAUGCAAGCGGCCAACCCGGCGGCUGUGGCGUUCGGCGGCACUCAGUCUAUGAUGUCGGCGGCCGGUCACCACCAAGGUCUGCAGAUGUCGGCGGCGGACGCAGCCCGCGUCGGCGGCGGCGGCAGCGGCGGCGGAAACAGUGGCCAGCAACAACAGCAGCUGCAAAACAUGUUGAACCAGUCGCCGGUUUCCGUGACCCGUUCGCAGGCCAUCGCCGGUGGCUGUAGCGGCGGCAACAGCGCAGCCAUGAUGCUGAUGAACAACACCGGCCGGACAAACUUCACCAACAAGCAGCUCACCGAGCUGGAGAAGGAGUUUCACUUCAACCGGUACCUCACCAGGGCCCGGCGGAUCGAGAUCGCGUCCGCGCUGCAGCUCAACGAGACCCAGGUGAAGAUAUGGUUCCAGAACCGGCGGAUGAAGCAGAAGAAACGGCAGCGGGAGGGCUUGCUGCCGGUGGCCCAGCAGCAACAGCACCACCUACAGCAGCAGCAACAGCAGGAGACCAUGCACCUGAGCGGCACGAGCAGCACCAGCAACUCGCCCACCGCGUCCACCAACGUGUAAUGUCCGAAACACUGCACGCUCGAUCCGUGUGGCCGCUAUGAUCAUAAUAAUAUGACAUUAACGCGCGACCCAUCACCUCCUGCCCAUUACCCACUAACCCUUUGACGACGGCCCUUAAAGGCUACGCCGACGGCGUGUAUCCAACGCGCGUUUAAUCGUAACAUUUGCUCAUCGGAGGGUCAUGCGAGACGGCGACAGAUCAAACUGUGCUGUUGCGAUCCGAUUGUGAAACGUACGCGCGCGCGCACAGAUGAUCUACGUGGACGUCCACCGGCGGCCACGCGUUACCGCGACGCCGUAGAUUUCGCGGCACUGUAGUCCGUCGUACAAUAAUGAUAUACCGUCAACUUCCGGUACUAUACCGCAACGACUCUGGCGUAUGGUAAACGUGUUUUUAUCUGUUCGAUUUUCUAUCCUGUACAGUUAUUUCUCGUAGAUUCGGUCUGAUCGCGAUUUGAGACUGCCUAUAAUAUCAUAAUUUCUCGAAAUACGUUUAAACAAUAAAAAUAUGACGUAAUAUCAUAAUACAUACAAUACGGUGUAUGCUUUCGUACUAUCGAUAAAAAAUGGUGGUGUUUUGUGACUUGGGCGCCUGUCGGAUAAAAAUAAAAAUAUUUAAGAAGUAAAACACAACGUGGUAUAUUGUAUUGUCGAAAAAAUAAAAAAUUACGCGAAUAGGCGAGUAAACGUGGAUUAAAAUAAACAUAAAACUUCGGAAAACAUUAUUAAAAUAUUAAAAAUAACAUUUUAAAUUAAAUUUUUUUAUCGUGUUACUAUAAUAAGUGUUAUGUCGUUAUGUUUAGCUAUAGCCCAUAGGCAUAUCAGUUGAGCUACAAUUCGUGGCACUUCAUUAAAACACACGAAAGUGCUAGUAAAUUCGUUCACCGUAUAAUAUAUAUCAUAUCGAAUCAAUUAUGUAUAUCAUAUAUAUAAUUGCGGUAUUAUCAAUUUAUUUCAG